Messenger RNA from Eurytemora carolleeae, 1449 nucleotides. Its product is annotated as protein arginine N-methyltransferase 1. Bases 48 to 1115 code for a protein of 355 amino acids. The transcript is spliced from 12 exons. Gene Ontology annotation, cellular component: nucleus. Gene Ontology annotation, molecular function: protein-arginine N-methyltransferase activity. NCBI's taxonomy places the organism in Eukaryota, Metazoa, Arthropoda, Copepoda, Calanoida, Temoridae. Gene Ontology annotation, biological process: peptidyl-arginine methylation. The record is from RefSeq and is a predicted model, not a curated record.
UUAUGAAAAAGGAAAUCAUUUUCAGAAUAUUGUGAAUAGAAAUCAACAUGUCAGCCAACGUGGGACCCGCUAACACCAACAAUCAUGUUGAAUCUGAACCUGUGAAACCAAAUCAAGUGGCAGGAGAAGAGAUGACGAGCAAAGACUAUUAUUUUGACUCCUACGCUCACUUUGGUAUUCAUGAAGAGAUGCUCAAAGAUGAGGUGCGAACCUUGACCUACAGGAAUUCUAUCUGGCAUAACAACCAUCUCUUUAAGGACAAAGUUGUGCUAGAUGUUGGAUGUGGAACUGGUAUCCUCUCCAUGUUUGCCGCCAAGGCCGGCGCCGCCAAGGUCAUCGGUGUCGACAUGUCCGGGAUAGUCGAGUCCGCCAAGAAGAUUGUGGAGGCGAACAAUUUAUCUGACACGGUUCACAUCAUCAGGGGGAAAAUAGAAGAGAUCAGUUUACCCGAGGGAAUCGACAAGGUUGAUAUUAUUAUCUCUGAAUGGAUGGGAUACUGUCUCUUUUAUGAAUCUAUGUUGGAUUCUGUUCUCUUUGCAAGAGAUAAAUGGCUAAGCCCUGAUGGUCUCAUGUUCCCCGACAAAGCUACUCUAUGGGUCACAGCUAUUGAAGAUAGACAAUAUAAGGAUGACAAGAUCAACUGGUGGGACGACGUGUACGGAUUUAACAUGUCCGCCAUCAGGAAGGUUGCCAUCACUGAACCCCUCGUGGACAUUGUUGACAGGAACCAGGUUGUGACCAACGCCUGCCUGGUCAAGGAGAUAGAUAUCCAGACAAUGAAGAAGGAAGAUAUUCCCUUCGAUGCUCCGUUCAGUAUCACAGUCAAGCGCAACGACUACAUUCAGGCUCUGGUCACUUACUUCGAUGUGGAAUUUAGCCAUUGUCACAAGAAAAUAGGAUUCUCGACAGCCCCUGAUGCCCCCUACACUCACUGGAAGCAAACUGUUUUCUACCUCAACGAUUAUAUAACUUGCAAGAAGGGUGACGUAGUAACUGGUAGACUAAGAUUGAAACCUAACACGAGAAAUAUUCGGGAUCUUGACAUAGAGAUAGAUGUAGAUUUCAAGGGAGAUCUGGGGGAUCUGAAGGAAGAGAACAAAUAUAGAAUGAGAUAAUUGUACCCUCAUGUACCCUUUUGUACAAAGCAGUAUUGAAAACCGUACGGUACACCAUCUUUCGUUGCUCGGACUUGUUGUAAUUUUGUUUUGUUGACGAAAAAGUUAUUUGAUACUAAAUCAUAUUCAUUGUAUUAAAUGUUUAGCUCGUACAAAAAUAUUUUUUUUAAUCAAAUUGGUCUGGACGUAUUUUUAACGAAAAAUAAUAGAGAACAGUUCUAAAAUUUUUGCCAAGUUUUUUAUUUGAAUUUCGUAGAGUUAGUUGACCUGUAUUCGAAUCAUCAUGAAUUAUACAUUCUGUCUGUUCCUUAGUAUUAGAAAAUAAACCUUUUUU